Molecule: messenger RNA, 1087 nt
Organism: Arabidopsis lyrata subsp. lyrata
Lineage: Eukaryota; Viridiplantae; Streptophyta; Magnoliopsida; Brassicales; Brassicaceae
Exons: 1
Coding region: 354-512 (52 amino acids)
Biological process (GO): negative regulation of cell population proliferation
Source: RefSeq, a predicted model, not a curated record
CGUAUGUUCUAACAUAAUAUUCCAAUAAUCGAACUGAUGAAUCAAUCUCUACCGAUGAUGAAUCUUUGAACUGAAAGGAGACAAGAAAACAAUACAUCAAAUAUUUUCAACCAUAAUGGGAAGCUAGUCGGUCACACUUCACCAGUGGCCUUUGUUUUUGGGUUGUUUCGUUGAAGGGUCCCAAAUCAAUGGUAGGGAAUACUUUCUCCUUAUCUCUUUCUCUCUCACUCCAAUAUAUAUAAUGAUGAACCUUCACUUCCUUUUAAACAUCACACAAUCAUCAGUUUACACCCUAAAUCCCCCAUAAUAAGAAAAAACAAAAAAAAUCUUGUUUUAUAAACACACAUUAAAGAAUGAAGGAGAAGUCGAAGGAGGAGGCAGUGAAGAAUUGGGACAAGAAGAAGAACAAGCCUUCUUCACCAAAAGGAGUUGGAGAGUUUCUGAAAAAGAAGAAAGGAAGGUUCUACAUUAUUGGGAAAUGUAUUACUAUGCUUCUUUGUUCUCACAAGUGACCAUCAACACACACAUUUUUAUACAUAAAUGUUAUCAUGUAUAUACAUAGAUGAUGAUAGAGGUAUAAAAAGGAGAGAGCUCACAUACUUACAUCUUUGACAUUUCGGUGUUUAUCUCUCUUUUUAUGUAAGUGUGUUGUUGUUGUCGUUGUCGUUAUAUAUAAGGGAAAUAUAUCACUAAAUUCUUCUUGUGAACUAAAUAUAUAACGGAAUACUAUCUCCCAUAUUUGUAGAAUUUAUAUUAAUGUAUAAGGUUUUAGAGAGAAAAAGACAAAGAGAGGAUGCUUUAGUACUAUGGAAAUUGUAGAUUACUAACAUGCACACAAAAAUGUUUUCUAUAAAAAAGAAGUUGGAUUCACUUACAGUUAGAAUUAGCCAAUUAGGUUAAGGAAGGAAAAGGAAACUGUAAGUAAGGGGAAAAAUAUAUCAGUCUCAACAUGUGUUAAUGCGCUUGGGCCUAUUUUGAUUAUGUUAGCUGGUCAUUAUCGUUUAGUUUAACCGUUAGUCUCUCCACAAUAUAUCUGCAGUGUUGUUUUUCUGAUUACCUCAUGAUUCCAACAUUUUUCACUAUAUAU